Molecule: messenger RNA, 2208 nt
Organism: Lymnaea stagnalis (great pond snail)
Lineage: Eukaryota; Metazoa; Mollusca; Gastropoda; Lymnaeidae
Source: the annotation of a GenBank genome assembly
GUUGAAAGAUGGCGGCCGAAAUGAAUGGACUCAACGGAUCGACCUCUGCCAAAACAUCAAAUCUUGAAGGCUUUAUAGCGACGCAAAUACGUCAGCAAGAGGUAUAUUCCGUAUAUUCCUUUUUUAAAUGCUUAUACUAUAUGUUAUGUUCUUAGAUAUUUUUAUUAUGAUAUGGUUAAUUAUAAUUUCAUAACUCUGUUUAUCGUUAUAAGUAUAAGUUAUAUUUAAAUAGUAUAUACUAUAUUAUAUUAUAUAAAUAUAAUAUAGGCUAUAGGCCUAAUUAAAGUGAGUAAAUAAAUUAACAGUAAUUCAUUAUACAAUAAAAACUUAAAAGUAAUCAUAGUAACUAGAGUGACUUUUUGUCUGGUGUAGUCUACUAUUAUAAUAUUAUGCCAAAUGCCCAUGCCAUGAUGCCGCCCAUGCCCUAAGCCCAGUUUUAUAUUAACAUUAUUAUGAAUGAUUGAUUGACAAUAGCAACCAUUAGUGUCAUUAGUAUUAGUAAUACAGUAUUAGUAAAAAUGCAGUGAUUAGAUUUUUCCAAUCAUAAUCAUAGUAUCUUAUUCAAAGAAUUAUUAUAUUAUUAUUAUUUUUAAUGGUCUUAUAAUUGUCAUGAUGUAAUAACAUAAUGUGUAAGUGUAAACUUACUUUUUUUGUACUCAAAUUUUUAUUGGAAUAAUUAUAAUUAAAUAACUGCUGGUAGUUGGUCUAUUAGUUGGUUAGUAGCCAAUUCAAAUAUUUGAAAUUACAAAUUGAUCUACAAUUGUUGGCAAAAUUAAAAGUAGGCAUUAUUAAUUCACUUUAAUUUAUCUUAAUGUUAAGUUAUCUUUAUGAAUUUUUUUUGUUUAAUUCUGAGUUAGAGAUUAUUAAAAUGAAAUAAAAAGCAGUUUACAUCAAUAAGGGCAUACCUAGGGGUUUUUUUUAUUUUAAAGACAGUAUGUGCAGAAGUCUAGAAAGGCACACUUAUGAAGCUAAAGGAUUUGAAUUAAAUGUAUAAGAAACUUAAAUAUGUUUUUUUAAUUAAUUUUUUAAUUACAUUUUCUGCACAGACUUUCUUUUGCAUAAUUCAUUUUAAGAAAUAUUAAAUUAAUUUCUAUUUUCAGUGUGUUUAAACUUAUCUUUGAAAGAAAUCCUUUUUCAUCUACUUUUUAGCAAUAAAAUUUUAAUCUUUAAAUUGUCAACAAAAGAUGAAUUAUAUAAAUUUGUAAACAACAAAUGCGCACAAAAUUCGAUUAAAGUGACUAUACUUUUUUCUAGGCAUAAAACUAAAAAGUAGAAUUCAAUAAAUCACAAUUCCUAAUGCACAUUUUAUUUCCAAUAGAAAAAAUUUCAGAAUGACAAUCUGGACAAAGAAAAGAGAGACAGAUUUAUUGCAAGAGCAUUGGCUGUUAGUAGAAAGUAAGUGUUGUUAAAUAUGAUAGCAUGUUAAGUUAGAAAAUUGUAUCCUGAGUGUUUACACAAUCAUAAUAUUUCAGGUUUAUUUUGUACAUUAGUGGAGUAAAAUAAUAGUGAAACUUAUGCUUUAAUUUGCUACUCUUGUUCUUCAUAUGCAUCCAAAAUUAAAUUACAUUUUGUUACUCUCAUCCAGAAUGAACAAAGAAAUAGAGAAAUCUAGAGACAAAAGUGAUCAACUUUAUGAUGAAUUAGGCCAAGAGAGAAUGGAUGUUUGGAGAAGUGAACAUGCUGAAGAGGUAUUGACAGCACAACAAACAGAACUUGUGACUCUUUCUUACCCUCAGAUCGACAAGUGACCUGAUUCAUUUAAAUCAACACACCAUUGUGCAGCAGAUUGGGAGUUCACUAGUUCUUAUUCUCUCUUAAUUAGUUUUUUGUUUUAGUUUCUUAUCGUGCCCAAAGCCUUUAUUUUGGAUAUGACAGAUUAUAUUUUCUAAAUUUAUUUUUGACAAUUAAACAACUAAAUAUUGACAAGAAAUUUAUGUUACUGCUUAUCUUUUUAAAAGAUAGCAUAAAAUCUUUUAAAACAGCAAGUCAAAACUUAUAAACUAACAGCUAAAUUUAAAGGGGCCGUCUCCUUGCGUUUGUAAAACAAUUUAAUGUGUCUCAUUUUUAACAUUUCCUGUUCUGAAUUUGGAAUGCCAUAUGUUAAAAGCUGUAAUUUAAAAAGAAUAUGAAAUAGAUUUAAUACCCCUAAAAAUAAUGAUCUCAUUCUUCAACUCAACACUAAUUUUGUCUCAUUUUGUACAUAUCCCU